Plasmodium knowlesi strain H is the source of this 12660-nucleotide messenger RNA. Its product is annotated as conserved Plasmodium protein, unknown function. Gene Ontology annotation, molecular function: guanyl-nucleotide exchange factor activity. The record is from RefSeq and is a predicted model, not a curated record. NCBI's taxonomy places the organism in Eukaryota, Apicomplexa, Aconoidasida, Haemosporida, Plasmodiidae. The transcript is spliced from 3 exons. Gene Ontology annotation, cellular component: cytoplasm. The coding region runs from base 1 to 12660 and encodes 4219 amino acids.
AUGGGAAAUUGCAAAUCGUAUUCCGCGAACUUCAAAGUUUAUAAAAACAACACAAACGAACAAUAUGAAAAUUUAAUAUGUCACUUUGUGAAGCAGGAUAACCUUAGCUUCUGCCAGAAGGCCUUCGUCAUAUAUGAAUUCCUAAAGAGGAAGCCUGAAUGUAAAGAUGAGUGCGUGUACUAUAUCGCGCAAUGCGCGAAUAGGAAGAAGGUGAAAAAUGCAUUGGCAUACCUAAGCGAAGAGUACAACAUAGAGAUUCUGAAUUUUCUAUUGAAGCUAUUCAAAAAAAUGAACAAUGAGUACUAUAACAAUAGGAGUAAUUUUUACUUCAGUAGUUAUUAUAAUUACUUUCUGCGAGAUGAGUCAAAAUUUGCCAAUUUUUACGAACAAAUGAGCAUAAUACAGAGCAUAUAUAAUUUUGUGCGUCUAAAAUAUAUCCUUGAGAAUAUCUGUCUUCAUGUCUAUUUUGAAGAUUCGGAUAACUCCAGUGAGCUUUACCAAGUAAAUGACAACGUUGUGAAAAAAAAUGUUCACACCAAUGAAUUUGUGAAGGAAAAGUCAAUUGAGUUAUUUCACCUGAACAAAAAGCUACUUGGGAAUUUAUCAACAGAAAGAAAAAAAAUGAUGUAUUCAAUAAAAAGGAGUUUUAUAAACAUCGAAGAUUUUUGUAGAAACGAUUUAAGCUGCAACGCAUUUUAUGACUUCAGAAUGGCCAAUGUUAUGUGUCUCUACAUUUUGAAUAAUAAUUAUAAAAUUAAGUCAAUUUUAUAUAAUAUAUUUACUAUUUUAUUUUUUAUAAAUAAGUUUGUUUCUUUGUACGGAUCAGAACAGGGAGACGGUGCAGAAAAAAAUGAUGAAAAUGAACAUGUAGGAGGGGAAGUAUGCUUUGAUGAUAAGGUCAAGUACUCCUUGGAACACAGAAACGUGUAUGCCACGUACUUGUUCGUCUGUUUAUGUCUAAGCUUUGAUAAGAAAAUCGAAGAAGACGCCAUAUACAAUGCGAACGUUAAUGUAAAUCAGAAGGGCGUAACCUUCGUGAAAUGUGUCAACGAGUUUUUAGACAUUUGCACCUACUCACAGAAAAAAUUAAAUAAAUUUUUUUCACAAGAGAAUAAAGAAAGGAAAAUCUAUCACUGUUCAGUUAGAAGUAUCAAAAAUGCGUACAUGAAUCAUAACCUUGUAAAUUCUCAUUACAUAUGCUGGAAAAGGUACAUAAAAAGUGUGUUAAAUGUUGGGAAUAGUAAUUAUUUUAUAAAAAACAAUAUGAUUGUUUUUUGUUUUAUUUUGUUUGAAAAUUCCUGCACCGCUCUUUCCCGAACGAGCAGCAAAAAAAGCAACCUCGAUAAUCGGGGUAACAAAUCGUUCUUCGAAUUUAAUAGAAGUUUGUUCCGGAAGGGGAGUCAGGUGUAUGAAGAAAAGGUAACGUUGCGUAGAAAGCUCUGGCGAAAGGUAGUGAGGAGCAUAAAAUUCAGGCACAGCAGUAAGAAAAGUUAUUACUACAAUGCGGAUGGUAGUGCUAAUUGCGAGGAGAACGAUAACUACAACGAUAACGAUAAGGAUAACCAGAGCGACGAUAAGUCCGAAGCCAAAACGACCCAGUCGCUCAACUUGGAAUUAAAAAGAACCGAUAACGUCGAGUUUGACCUGAACAACGUAGCUCUUUUUAGAGUCGAUUUAUACCACCUCAAUUUGGAAAGUAAAGACAAAUUUGAGGAAAACGUACAGAAUUAUGUAAAAUUGUAUACCAUCGAAAGGAGUAAUAACAACCACCGCUAUGUGAGUAAAAAAAUUGAAAAUCAAGCGGACCACGAGUUGGUACAGACGGUGAGGGAGAACAUCGUGCACAUAAUUAACGUUUUAAAAACAAUGAAAAAUAAAGAAAUAUGCUAUAUAUCGCCCGCCAAUUAUUACGAUGAAUCGUAUGGUAAAAUAAAGAAGGAAAAAAAAACGUUUCCAAAUGGAAGUGACACACGAGUGGAAAGCAAUGACAAUUCUAAUCGAUCCAAAAGUACAGAUAAAACUUUUAAAAAGGAAAGGGGGGAAGACACUAAUUUGAUGAACAAAAAUUAUGUCCAUUUUGAAUCUCCAAAUUAUAUAAAUGAAGAAAAUAGCACUAAACAUUUGAAUGAAUCGGAGGAAGGAAAAAAAGGGCCCUUCGGUUUUACAACACAAAAUGAACUCAAGAAACCGUUUUUCAUUGGCGUACACGAUACCUUCGUUCCGUUCGAAAUGGACACACUGAUUCUGAAAGGAACAAAUUUGAAUUGUGCACAGGAGGAAGUGAUUAAAAAGGAGGAGAAACUGUACAACCAGGUGGCUAGCCAUGCCAGGUCUAUCACGAAGGGGCAUGGACACAGCGGAAAGGGAAGCGGAGAAUCAAGUGAAGAAUCGUGCCAUAAAAAAGAGGAGGUACUACGUGAAGAUGACAAUUUAAAACGGAAAAAACGUUUCUCUUGCGGAAAGGUGCAGAACGUUAUGAGCAAAAAGAGAGAAGAGGAAAUUUUCUACAUGCAAAACUCUCAGCCUGAAAAGAAUACGAACUGUGCACAUUUUGGUAACACGUAUAAACAAGAAAAAUUAUUAACUUCAUUGGAAGAACUCACAAAUGGAAAAGAGUUGGAACCAAUGUUGAAAAGGUACAGCUUUGUAGAUAAUGCAAAACAUAUUAAAGUGGCGUUGAACAAGUUGAGUCGCACCAUGAGGAAGAAUGGCAACGUAGAGACAAGCAGGAACAGCCCCAGUUGGAAAAUUCGGCCCCUCCAUGAGGUCACACGAAUAGACAACGAUGCGAAAGAUUCCAAAUGCAAGAAUCGUGUAGAGAAGCAAAGGGGGGCUGAAAUUAAUGGGAAAAAAGAGCGAGUACAGAAGGAUGAGGAGGAAGAAGAAGAAGAAGAAAAUGAAGAAGGGAAUCAUUUGAGAACCCCCACACUUGAUGUGCCAAAUUAUGAAGAAGAAAUAUACCAAAAUGAUAAGCCUGAUUGUUUUAAAAUAUUUGUACAACACAAACCGGUAGGGGAAAUAAACCCCUUUGUGAAUCACAAAUAUGUAAACAUCAAUUUUGAUAUGUUUAAAAUACACGGGGGAAGGAAGAAGUUACUUCUGAGUACGUAUGUGAGCACAGAUAAGGCCAUUCCAUACAAAAUUACACUGAACAGGGGUGAGCAAUUUGAAUAUAUGAUGGAUCUGUUAUUUCUGCAUUUAAAUUAUAAUAGGCUGUACUUUGUGUACAUUCCGAAGAAAUAUAUAUGCGGAAGUGGCUACCCCAAUGAUUCCAAGGCGAAAAAUAACCCUUUUCUGAAUUCCAUGUGUUGCAGUUGUGAUAUAGUGCUAGAAAAUUUGCGUAUAACCCCCGGUGAAAGUUUGAGAAAUUCUCCAGUGGAUAUGCACGUGUCUGCCUACUUCGAAAGGACCCAUUUUGUGGAGGUCAUUUUGCUUCUUCUGGUUGACAUGGUGAAGACGUACAGCAAAAUAAAGAAGUUGCAGUGCCAUUUUGACAACAAGUGUAAAGAAUUUAUAAAAAGUUUCUACCACUUCUUUGUUGAAAAAAUAAAAAAAGGAAAUAACAUUUUUUGUAAAGAAAAAAAAACGAAUAUUUUAUCAAUUACCAGCGGUUUUCUCAAAAAAACAAGUGCAAAGAGCUCUAAUCAGGAAAGUGUACUCAGUAACGAUUUAAACCUUUCCUCCAUAAAACGUCGCUCACUUUUUAAUGAGAGAUACGCAACCGGGAAAGAGGACAGUAAUGUGGAGGCCAAGUCACUGAUCAUGAUGAAUAUGUCUUCCACUCUCCAUUCGGAGCCCUGCAUGAGUAACGCAGAUGUGGGAAAAAACGCCACUUGCGGCAAAGCUGACAAUACCAGCGCCAGUGGUGGUAACAACUGCAGCAUCACGAUUGCUGAAGAAGGGGCAAGCGCACUGAGCAGUUUCCACCUACACAAAGUAAACGUAGAAAACCCCCUCGACGUAGGAUACAAAUACAAAAAUAUAUACAUAAAAAUAAUCGACCUCAGGUUAUAUGAAUUCAUCUCGGAUUAUGUAAACUACAUAAGGGAAAACAACAGCUACUAUUACCUGAGCCCGUAUUUAUUUGUGUACAAAUUCAGGGAUCUGUGCUUCCUGUGCAUCCCUGUGUGCAACAAUUUCUAUUUGAUUUUCCACCUUUUUUUUUUCCAUCUGCUAAAUUGCUCAAAUUUUUUCAACUACAAAAUAAGCUUCAGCAGAGGUACGAAUGAGGAGGAGCCUUCCAAAGGGAAUUACAUCGAGCACAGUAGUAACAACUUCUUGUAUAUUAAUAACAUAAUAAGGAUAUUAAAUGUCCACAAAAAUAGCAAAACGUAUAUGAAGUACUGCUCCCUGUUGAAGGAACCACAGAAUAGUAAUACCAUUUGCCAGUACUACAAAUGGAAGAAGAAUAAAAUAAUUAUCGAUAUUAGGAACUCUUUUUCGUCUCCCUAUUUUAUUCGCACGAAAAGUUUUAUCAGUUUUAUUGAGAGCACAAAUUUACACAUAAAUCUGAAGAAACUAUACCUGAACAAGGAUUACAUGUUUUCUCUCAAAUUAGACAAGAAGAAUAAGCCCCCGAACGAAUGCUAUUCCAAUGCUAACGAUAUCAUUUUUAUGUUUAGCUAUUAUUUUAAUAUUUACACCUACUUUUAUGGUGAGAAAAACAAUAACCCAAGUAAGGAGUUGUUUCACUAUAAUAGGUAUAUCAUCAUUCCCUAUUUCAAAGAUGUGUAUAUAGGGCGUCAUAAUUUACAUAUUUAUUUGAAGAUGCUGGAAGAUGAGCAUACUAAAGAAACGUUUAGUGACAAAACAUGCUUGGAUGGGGAUGAGAGGAGUAGUAACGAAAUGUACGAUAAGAUGCAGGGAGAUGAUAAAGAUUUAACCAAAGGAGAAGAGGAAAAGAAGGCAUAUAAAUACUCCUUUAUUUACAAUUUGUAUGAAAACUAUGGAGAUAUUUUUAUAAAUUAUUUUUACCAUCUGUUAAAUAAUCUAAUACUAGAAAUAGUGAACGAAAUAAAAUUAAAUAAUUUUUUAAGCAUCCGAAACUUCCUACAAUUAUUAAACAAGUAUGAAAUAAAUUUUGACACAUUUUUUUGGGUUCUCUAUGAUAAUUAUGUAAAUAUUUACAAAAAAUAUUGUGCUCAUGCCGCAUUAGUGAAAUUUUUUAACAAUAAUCGAAGUGAGACCUGCGAUUUUGAUUAUUUAAAAAAAAUUAAAUACAAUUUUUGCAACAAGAAGAAGUUUUAUGUUCGAAGAAUUUUGGUAUUUUCAGUAUGUGUCUUGUUGGCCUUUAUUUGUAAACGCAUAUUAGAAUUCUUUGUGACAAAUUUGAACUGCCCAUACGAAAGCGUAUUCAGUGUCAUUUGUCACUUCUUCUUUUCAAACAAAAAAAGGAGGGAACCAAAUGAUAAUUUACACUUAAAUCUGCUCAAGUCCAUUUAUUUUAACUUAUUUUUGUCACUCAGUUUUGUCCUACAGUACAUUCCGCUAAACGUUCAGUACUUGAAUUUGUUUAAAAUUAUAAGGAAGGUUAAAAAGUAUAAGAUUAUUCUGGCCUUUUGUUUAAACUAUAUAUGCGGUGUAAAUUUGCCCUUUUAUAUCUUCCACGAGUUUCAGCAUAUGCCCCAAAAUUUGCUAAACGAAUUUUUUUCUCUGAAGAGGGAAGACACGUCGAACAACCCCUGCAGCCACGUUGAAUUAAGUAACGAAAAAAAUGCAAACGAAUGUAAAGAUACAACGUGUUAUGCUGAAAAGGAACAAAUCGAAUGGGUGGAUGAAAAUGCCGAUUAUAACAUUCCUGACGAUUCGUUACCCGUAUGCAGAAACAAGAAGAUGAAUAAGAAAAUUUUAAAGCGUUAUCGUUACAAGGCUGAGAAGAAAAAAAAAUGGAAUCUUGUGAAUCUCAUGAUUAAAAUUCAUUGUAAUGCCGGUCCACGCACAUUUACAUUUCAUGAUUUUACCCAUGCUUCAGACAACAUUCUCACGUACUUUUCCAAUAGGAAUAUUAACCAUUUGAAGCAAAGCAGGAGCACCCAUGGAGAUUUCUUCUCCCUGAUAUAUUCCCACUUUGUUAACUUUCUGUUCGCAUUCUGUCAAAGGGGAAAUAAUUUCGGGUUAAGCGAACUUCAAAGUGGACCAAGUGUAAAUUAUUCGAAUGGCGAAAUGGGGGACACUGAAAUGGUAGCAACAAGUGAAUUAUUAAAUGAUGUCACUAAAGAAGUGUCAACCUUUUGUGAAAAUCCAAAUGAGUAUUUAAAAGAGCCAGGCGUGGCGCUACACAGUUGUAACAACAUGUUCAGUUUCGGCCUCCGUGCCGAUUUCCCAUUUUUUGGGGUACAUAAACUAAUGGAAGAAAAUAUUUUCCAUGUCCUUCUGAACAUAAUCGAAACACAUUAUUCUCACCUACUAAUAAUUCUACCGAUAUUUAUGAAAGAGAACUUUAACCUCCUAACGUACGAUUUAAAAGUGUACCUAAUAAAUAUAUUUUUUUACAUAUUCAUUAGAACAGAUAAGUACAAAAUAUGCGACAUGAAUAAUAAAAAAAGACAAUUCACCAGAGCGGGUAAGAAUGGUUCUGUAAAACAGAAGCAAAAUGACACUUUGCGCGUUUGUCGCAGGAACGAUAUGUCAGGUGAAACGAGCACAAAGAAUUUUUUCCUCAACAUCAGAUUGGAUUAUUCGACAAGGAACUACCUAGAAAUAAUAAGAAGAGAAGGAAGGUACGCCCUAAGUGAUAGUCCCAAUAUAGAUGAGUACGAAUAUGGAUGCAGAAACGAAGCUGAAACGGGGAAUGACGAAACUGAAUACGAAAGUGAAAAUAAAAGGGAGACAGAAAAUGAAGCAGAAACGCAAACCGAAACUGAUACUGACUUUGAUGGAGUGAACAAAAAUGCAAAGGAACAUGCAGUUUUUGAAAGGGAAGAAGGUUCUAUCGGGAAUAUGAAGGAAAAUAUUAAAAUGAUCCUUCUAGAUAAUGAUUACAACGUGUACUUAAUAGAAUUUUUCUUUAAAAUUGUUUUGAGGAUAAUUCCAUUUUUUAAACAGAAGAAGAAAAAUAAGAACCCAAGCUCAGAGAAAUCGACUAUUAUUUACAACGUUAAGAUAAUACUAAAUUUUUUUAGAUCAUUUCAGAACGUCAUUUUAUCGAUGAGAAAUAAUUUUCAUGUAUUUAUUUACUACUUUUUCAUAAAAGGUUAUAUAUCACUUAUUUUGUUGAACACACAUAGAGCGCUGAAAUGUUUUAAGAAAGUUUUUGUCCUCAUCGUAUUCUUUUUUGGAAACCCCAUAAACUCCCUAAACAGUCACCCAUUUUUAGUGUACGUUACGUACAUUUUGUAUGUGCUAACAGUUUUAUCCAAGCUGAACGUGGUAAAUUUUCACGAACAGGUAAAGCAAGAGGAAAAAAAAAUGAUUAAAGAUGGCGCGAAUGGAAAAAGACCCACGAUUCAGAGUGAUAGCAUCAAAAAUGAUGAGCAGUCAGGUAGUCACCCACGAAAGAAGAAAGAAUCAGCGGAACAGAAGGAAGAAAGGGGAGAAAAAAACAUGUCAUUGGGGGAAGACAAUGCUCCGCCCAGCAACGCGUGGCUGAAACAAAAAUAUGAAGUAUGGAUGUACCUGGAAAUAAUUCGCACCAUUAAGAGAAAUUAUGUAAAAUUUAACAACAACAUAUAUUUAGUUCCUUUGAAUUAUUUAUUUAUAAACAUGAAAAAACUUUUUAAGGAAUAUUUGGACGAAUUAAAGAGGGUUCAAAAUUUUCAGAAAACGGAUGAUAAGGAUAAAAUAGACAAAAGUUUAAAAAGAAAAAAGACAAGUUUACCAAAGAAAGAAAAACUUGAGGAUAACUCCAUAUUAAAAGAAAUCAAUCUAAACGACAAACUGGAAGAUAAGAGCUUUCUUAUAAACAUUAAUAACAGCUUUGUGUCAUUAUACCCUACAGUUAAAAAUGUGAAGGUUCCGAAGGCCUACCUGAAGGGAGACAUUGAUAAGUCAUUCCCAUCGACCGAAGAUUUUAUGAAAAGGACAAAUAUGUCUGAGCAGAAGCCGAUCGCUUAUGUGAAAAAUAGGAAAAAAAAGGAAAUCCAAGAUGUUGACGAAGUGAAGAAUAUGAAAGGUGAUCACAAGACAGGUGAACAAAAUAUGGAAGGAGAAGUGGCAUCAAAAUUGGAAGAAACUGCGGAAGAACAGGCAAAUGUAAGGCAAAAGAAGGAAAAGAAAAAUACGCACAUUAACGCAAGUGAUUUUCCAAGAGAUGGUUUUCCCCCGGAGAAGGAAGAAGCCGCAAAGGACAAAUGCGCCAAAUCAGUUUACGCCCGCGUUGACAAAAAGGAUACUAGCAAUCUGUUAUUGUACAACCUAAUUUAUAUCAACAAAAUGAACAGAAAGUUGAACAAGUGCAAUUUUGUUUCCUUUAAUUUUAAAUAUGACCAUUAUAAAAAAGUAAUAUCAGAUUAUAGCAAGUAUUACAAAAUAAUAUUGGAAACUUUUAAGAGGAAAUUGUGCGAAUGUUACUAUGCUUACACUUUUGGGAAUAACGAAAAUGGAAGCCUUGCUAUUGGAACUCCGUCCUACCUAAAAUUGUCUCCAACUAUUGGUUCGAUGGGAUAUGAUAAAAACAAGAGAAGCAUAAAAAAGGGUACAGAUUUUUGGUUUACCAAUAAUUUGCAACUAAUACCAAUUAAAGUAAAAAAAAUGUGCAUGAAUGAAGGUAUGAUUUCGAUAAUUGAUAAGAAGCAUAACUUGUACAUUGGUGGCAAUAACACUUUCUUUGAAACUAGGAAUAAAUUAAAUUUUAAAGGGAAGAAUACGAAAUUAAAAAAUAACGAAAAAAGGAAAGUCAAAAAUAAUCCAAGAGGCAGUAAUGGAAAAAUAGAAAUUGACAAAUUCUUUACAAAUUUAAGAUUAAAAAAGAUGAAAAAGCAAGAAAAGAAUUUUCUCGACUAUAAUAGUUCCUCAGGCGACAGUGACAUUUUACUCUUUGGAAAUUCAUCGGGAUAUAAUGAUAUUACAAACUCUCUAAAGCCGAUGUUUCAUUGUGAAAAAUUAAUUGAUUGUUACAAAAGUGUGGAUCAUAAAAAUAAGAGUCUAUGCAACUGUACUAUGUGUUGCACGCCCUUAAAUGUUAUAUCAGAUAACUUCAGCUCUUGCGAAAGUGACGUGUGCUCCCCGUUUGAUAGUGAAGAUAGUGACGUCACCUAUAUUAAAGUUAGCGAUGUAGAUGAAAUAAACAAAAAUAUGAAUAUAAAUAUGCUGCUUAAGCGUGAUACAGAUAAAUCCUUCUAUGUGAAAAAAAGAAAUUAUUAUUUAAAAAAAGUGUCCAUAGACAAUUUUAACAUUUAUAACUCUAUACUAUAUUCUUCGUCUUAUGCAAAUCAGUAUUUAUCGUAUGUUCUGCCCAACCAUAGAAGUUCCACGAAAUUAGUGAACAAAUUUUUUAGACAAAUUUCUAAUGAACAUUAUGGAGAAAGGGUUACCAAUAAUUUAAAAUAUGAUCCAAAUGAAACUGUAGACGGAGAAAAAAGGAAUUAUGAUGAUUAUAAAUAUUCAAAAAAAUACAUGAAAGGGUUAAAAAAAAAAAAUUCUAGAGGAAACUGUAAAAAAAUUGCAGCAUCAACCAAGGGCAAAAGUGAAACCAUAUUGCUAGAUAGCAAUCUUAAUAACAACAAAUUCAUUUAUAAUUUUAUUCAUGAUAUAAAAAGUAGAGUAAAAUUUAUUGAUAUUUACAAUGGUGCAGAUUUUGUCAUUUCCAUAAACAAUUUUGGUCAUGUGUAUUCAUGGGGAAACAAUAAAUAUGGAUGUUUAGGGACUGGCGAUAGGAUCAAUAGAUACGCGCCUACGUUAAUUAAUCCUGGCCAUUUUUUUUUGUAUGAUUUUGAAAAGUUACAGAUACACACGAAUUAUAAAACAGAAAUAAAAAUUAAGGGGUCAGAAAAGAUAAAUAGCAAGUGCUGUGAAAAUAUUUUGUACAAUUCUUUAAUCCUCGAAACAAUAAAAAAGAAUAUUUACAAUAAAAAUAAGAGUUCACAAAGUACUUUAAAGGAGAGCUCUGUAAAAUGUAAUGACAGUGACGGAAAGUUAGGAAAUUCAAGCAAUUUGUUAAAUGGAAAUAAAUACAAAGAUGAAGACUUUUUCACCCUAAAAACAAACAACAUUUACACUUCAGAAAAUAUGUUUAAUUUUGAAAAUUUAGAAGUUAAAAAUGUAGUUAUAAGCGUACACAAAAUAUACGUCCCCAUUAGUUCUAUAUUCUGUGGAAAUAAUCAUGUCUGCGCUUAUUCAAAUGGAUCUAUAUUUAUGUGGGGAGAACAGAAACUAGGUCAAACAUCUGUUCCUUUCGAAAACAUUUACUUUGAUAGCUUUAACAAGUCGGAAUUUUCGGAUAGUGACUCAAAUAAUAAUUGUAAAAAGAAGAAAAAGGAAAAUAACAAAAAUAAAAUGUCAGAACUUUUAUCUUCUUCCGUGUCUUCAUCAAUCACGGAAAGUUACUACUUUAAUAUGAUAGACAAGAAGAAAAUAGGAAAUUUAAAAAAUAAGUUUAACAAGGGUAAACUUUCGUUUUGCAAAAAAAAAUUCAGUUUUAACGUUGAAAAUCCCAUUCAAAAUAGUUUUAACAUCACAAAUAAUGAAAUACUACUCAACAACAGAAAAUUAAAAUUACACUCCAAUUUAAAUUCCAUGAAUAAUAUAAAAAGGAAAAAAAUUAACAACAAUUUAGUUCUUGUUCCAAUUCAAGUCUGUAUAUUUAAUUUAUCAUAUAGAGUUAAAAAGAAUGAAAAUAAUGCUAAUAAUAAAAUAAUCAGCAUGGAUUCAAUCGAGGCUAAGGACAACUGCAGUGUAGAAAAUUUAAUAAAUUUACAUUGCAAUUUACAUGAUCUGGAAAAUGAUGAUGGUAAUGAUAAUAACAGAAAUAUUAAUAAGACCUCGCAAAAAAAAACACAACCACAAAAUGGCAAUUUAAAAAGAAAAAACAGCUAUAUUAGGAUAUUUGAGUAUCUGGAAACUUUUAUAAAAGCAGAAGUAGUAAACAUCUACAUGAGCCUUUUUAGAAAUGAUAUAAAUAUCUACACCAAUAUCCCGAAUAAUGUUAACAUAAAUCCUUAUAUUUAUGGAAUGAAGUUUUAUGAUUACAACUUUUACGAUGAAAAGUAUAUGAAUGUGCAAGAUUACUAUAGUGAAACGCAUAAGAGAAAAGAGUGUACACAUAACAGUAAUAAAAAAUUAAACGUUUCAAAUGGAAAUGAUUGUAAAAAUAAAUAUGAUGAUUUACAUAAAAAAGGAAAUGGUGAAAAGGGCAUUGAUAAAAAGGAUUAUGGUAAUUCGCUCAAUUCACAAAAAAAAAUUGAUAUUCUUAAUGUUGAUGAUCCAAAUAAAUUUGUAAAAUUAAUGAAAGAAAACGAAACUAUUAAUCCACAGAUUUACGAAUAUAUCGAGAAAGAAGAAACUGUAUGUAUCAAUAUUAAACUAAUCAUCUUUUUAUUUUUAUUUGUAAAAAAAAAGUACAUGACGAUUUUCUUGAACAGUAUUUUAAUGGUAUCCAAUGUGUCUUGUGGCGAGGCAAAUACUGUAAUAACGUGCUUUAAAAGAAGCAUAUAUGAUAAAUAUUACCAAUAUAUAAUGAAAAACAUUACUUGCUCAGAAAAUUAUAAACAUAUAGAAAGCGAGAAAAUGAAGUCAAAAAUGAGUACGAACAUUCCUGAAUGCUAUUUGAGCUCAGCAAGUGAAUUAAGCGAUUUCAUAUAUAGAAAUGAUAUAUAUGACAUUAAAAAUUACACCAGCGCAAUUGUAAAUUGGGGAGAUAAAUCAUUUGAUGAAUUUAAACUCAUGAAUUCAACCUAUUCGUGUUCCGACACAUCACGUUUAUAUCGUAUGAUAGAAGAAAUACUGGCACAUUACAUGUGCAUCUAUGUAUGUGGAAGGGAUACAAACAAUAACUUAUGCGUAAAUAAUAUUAACCAAAGUGUGUACACCUUUACCCGAAUCACUAAUAACUUCUUUUACUAUAAUUUUAAUAAUUUUUUAUUUUUGUACAAGUACAAUUAUUACCUAUAUUAUAUACACAAAAAUAACGUUCACAUAAGUCAUGAUAACGACACAACGCAUAUACAGAAUAAUCCCCUUACGACUUUUAAAAAUAUAUUUAACACAUUUGCAAAUAAGGAAAAUAAUACAGAUAUAACAAAUUCGAAAUCUCAAGGUAUUUUUCCAAACCAGUUUAUAAUAAUAAAAAAAAUUGUCUGUAGUAACACUGUAACGUGUGUACUUGACAUACACAAUAACAUAUAUAUGGCAGGGGACCUGAAAUACUAUUUUCCUAAUUAUUUUCAACACGUGGCCUAUGGAUCAUCACCUUUUAUUAAAAUUAAUUUGAAUAAUACAAAGACCAUAAAGAGCAUAUCAAUUAAUGAAAAUAAUAUAUUUCUGAUUUAUGAUGACAACUCUUUAAAAAUAUUAGGUUAUAAUGAUUACAUUGAUUUUUUCAAAUAUAACCACCCUGUAUUUUUUACUAAUAAGCAUAACAAGAAGCACCCUUAUAAUAUUUUAACAAUACAAAAUUCCGAUUUUUUAGUAAAACAAGUGCACGCUGGAAAUAAUUGUGCUGCUUUUGUUAUGAAAAAGAAAAGAGGGAAGAAAAUUCCCAAAAAAUCAAUUAAGCAUUUUAAUUAA